AUGGGCCUCCUCAACGGCAUUCGCCUGAGCGCCCGCCGCCUCCUCCGCUCCCGCCCCUUCCGCAACCUCGCCCUCAUCGUAACCCUCUACGUCCUCCUCGACGCCCUCCGUUACCAGCGCCGCGUCACCUCGGCCCCGCGCCACGACCCCUCCCGCCCGCGGCGCGCGGAGCGCAUCUACAUUGCAGGAAUGCACUACAACGACGCCUCCGUGAUCCGGACACACUGGAAUAAGGCUGUGCUAGACCUCGUCGAGGCGCUUGGGCGCGAGAAUGUCUAUGUGUCGGUGUACGAGAGCGGGAGCUGGGACGAUACCAAGGCGGCGCUGAGGGAGCUGGACGGGGUGUUGGAGAAGAGGGGGGUCAGGAGGAAUGUGGUGCUUGAUGAGAGGACGCAUGCGCAGGAGGUGGAGGAUGUUCCUGCGGAGGGGGAGGAGAGGGAAGGGUGGAUUACGACGCCGAGGGGGAAGAGGGAGAUGAGGAGGAUACCGUUUCUUGCGAGGUUGAGGAAUUUGACGUUGCGGGAUUUGUGGAAGUUGGGGGAGGAGGGGGAGAUGUUUGAUACGGUGCUCUUUUUGAAUGAUGUUGUGUUUACGACCGAAGACGUCCUCGCGCUGCUCGACACCAACGGCGGCAUCUACGCCGCAGCCUGCUCCCUCGACUUCGCCCACCCGCCCUCCUACUACGACACCUUUGCGCUGCGCGACUCGGCGGGUCAAGCGACGCUGAUGCAGCGGUGGCCGUACUUCCGCUCCGAGGCGAGCCGCGCCGCCAUGAUGGCCUACUCGGACGCCGUGCCCGUGCGGAGCUGCUGGAACGGGAUCGUGGCGAUGCCGGCGGCGCCGUUUUUGGCGAAUCGGCGGGGCGCGGCUGGGGGUAUUAAGAGGCUUGCGUUCCGCGGGGUGGACGAUUCGUUGGCUGAGGAGGCGCAUCUCGAGGCGAGCGAGUGUUGUCUCGUUCAUGUGGACAAUCCGUUGUCGGAGCAGUUGGGGGUGUUUGUGAAUCCGAGGGUGAGGGUCGGGUAUUCGCCUGCUGCGUAUGAGGCUGUGAAUCCGGGUGGUGGCAGGGGUUGUUGGCUUUCUGUGUGGAGGAUUGUGGUUGGGGUUUGGGAGGGACGGGUGAGGCGGGUGUUGACGAGCGAGAGAGUUAAGGAGUGGGUUGUGAGGAAGAGGUUGAAGGAGUGGGAGGCUCGCGGUGGUGGUGAUCAAAAGAUGAGGAGCGAGAAGGGGGUUGAUUGUUUGAUAAAUGAGGGGCAGGUGCUUGUGUAUAAUGGAUGGGCUCACGUAUGA
This is a messenger RNA of Colletotrichum paranaense, 1287 nucleotides long. RefSeq lists its product as uncharacterized. The transcript is spliced from 2 exons. The record is from RefSeq and is a predicted model, not a curated record. Lineage: Eukaryota; Fungi; Ascomycota; Sordariomycetes; Glomerellales; Glomerellaceae. Bases 1 to 1287 code for a protein of 428 amino acids.